This is a messenger RNA of Didymella exigua CBS 183.55, 1992 nucleotides long. RefSeq names its product glycoside hydrolase family 78 protein. Gene Ontology annotation, molecular function: alpha,alpha-trehalase activity. Lineage: Eukaryota; Fungi; Ascomycota; Dothideomycetes; Pleosporales; Didymellaceae. The record is from RefSeq and is a predicted model, not a curated record. Gene Ontology annotation, biological process: trehalose metabolic process. The transcript is spliced from 4 exons. Bases 1 to 1992 code for a protein of 663 amino acids.
AUGAAGUUACUUUUGAUUUUAUCCAAGGCGGCGCUGAUUGCGCGUGCCAUUGCCAUGCCGUACGACGAGUACAUCCUGGCACCAAGAUCGCGAACACUUCAUCCUGUGGUCAUGCACAACACCAAUGGCUCUGUCAGUAACCCCGAGAGCCUGACGAGCUCGACUGGCAGCUCGAUCUUCGACGGCAACGCAGCUACUUCCUAUGACUUUGGCAUCAAUAUUGCCGGCGUUGUAUCAUUAAGCAUCGCUUCGGUCUCAGACUUGUCGCAGUAUAUCGGCGUCACGUUUUCGGAAAGCUCAUACUGGGUCUCCAACGCGUCUUAUGAUGCGACUGCCGAUGCUGAUAAAGACGAGACACUAUGGUUUCACGUCGCCGCACCGCGACGCUACACUGCGCCGCCUGAGAAGGAGAGGGGUGGUUUUCGAUACAUGACGUUAGUGCACAACUCGACUGGCACGGUCGAAGUCACGAGCGCCGAAGUGCACUACACUGCGAUGCCACAUUGGGAGGACGAUGCAAUUGCAAACUACACGGGAUACUUCCACUACGAUGAUGAGUUGCUGGAUCGUGUCUGGUACGCUGGUGCAUACACAAACCAACUAUGCACCAUUGAUCCUACUCACGGCGAUGCGUUAGUUCACAUUCGAAAAAUCAACUCAUCAGUCUCUGAUGCCACCAACGUCACAUGGUAUUACAACACGACGAUCACGAACGGCACUUCUUCAUUAGUCGACGGCGCUAAGCCAGACAGGCUCGUGUGGGCGGGUGACAUGGCGAUCGCUGUACCAGGCAUUGUUGUUUCUACCAACGAUGUGAUCUCGAUUGAGAACUCCCUGAACUCUCUUUUUGAUAUCCAGGGUACAGGUGGGCUUCUCCCAUACGCUGGACGACCAUUCCCGAGCGUUGUGUCGUUCACGUACCAUCUAUACACCUUGAUCGGUGUUGCUGACCACUAUCUCUACACUGGCUAUAUUGCCUAUCUUCAGUCUUUUUGCGUUGACUCUUCUGGACUCAUGAACGCCACAUCUUCGGCUGACUGGCUGUGCUUCAGCAUGGGCGGACACAACAUUGAAGAAAACGCAAUUCUUUACUACAUCAACACCCAUGGUAUCGAGCUCGCUGUAGCCUUGAAUGACACUUCGUCAACCUCGAAUUGGACUAUCAUCGCUGAGCGGAUCAGGGCCUCCGCCAACGAACUCUUAUGGAAUGAAGAGGCUGGCAUGUACAUCGAUAACGAAACCAUCGCCCUCAUGCCUCAAGACGGUAAUUCCUGGGCCGUUGUUGCAAACCUGACCGUCAACUCGACACAAGUCCAGCGCAUCUCCGCUGCCCUAGCAAGCCGAUGGACACCCUAUGGCGCACCUGCGCUCGAAGCCGCGGACGCCAUCUCACCCUUCAUCUCCGGCCUUGAGUUACAAACUCACUUUCUCGCCGAGAAUACAACCGCCGCUCUUGGCUUUAUGAGGUUGCAGUGGGGCUUCAUGCUCGACGAUCCGCGUAUGACAAACUCGACAUUCAUUGAGGGGUACUCGACGACUGGGGAGCUACACUACGCACCAUAUCUCAACAAUGCGAGGAAUUCACAUGCGCAUGGCUGGGCGACAAGACCAAAUUCGUCACUGACGUUUUAUGUUGCUGGUAUUCAGCUUCUUAGCGCUGGUAACAAGACGUGGCGCGUUACCGGUACUCCUUCGCUUGGUGAACUAAAGAUCGCAGAGGCCAGUUUCAGCACAAAUGUUGGUUUUUUCUCGGCGAAGACGCAGAUCAGUAAUGACGGUACUUGGACGAUGGAGUUUGGGGCGCCACAGGGUACGAGUGGCGAGGUGAAGCUGCCAGCAGUGGGGUGUGUUGGUCAGGUGUUGCUAGAGGAGCAGAAUGGCAAUGAUGAGGAUGUCUUGGUAGUGGUGCUGGCUGCUGAUGCCGGACCAGUGACGCUUGGUGGGCUACCGGUUGGAAAGUGGGCUGCAAGAUACGAAUGCAGAUCUGAGUAA